Messenger RNA from Sceloporus undulatus (fence lizard), 6155 nucleotides. RefSeq names its product L3MBTL histone methyl-lysine binding protein 1 (gene L3MBTL1). NCBI's taxonomy places the organism in Eukaryota, Metazoa, Chordata, Lepidosauria, Squamata, Phrynosomatidae. Gene Ontology annotation, cellular component: nucleus. The transcript has 22 exons. The coding region runs from base 5 to 2632 and encodes 875 amino acids. The record is from RefSeq and is a predicted model, not a curated record. Gene Ontology annotation, molecular function: protein binding; zinc ion binding. Gene Ontology annotation, biological process: regulation of DNA-templated transcription.
CUGAAUGCGCAGGCGCAGAGCAUCCCGCAGGCUCAGCAUCCAGGGACCAGAGACUGAUGGUUGUAGUUACAAUCUUUGUGCUUGGCGCAAGGUGAUGGAUGGGCGAGCAGAGAUGGAGGUCAUAAGAAGCACAAAAGGGAACAUGGCAGGAGAGGUCAGUGUCCAUUUGGUUGCCAAUGAAAAUACUGUGCAAAACACCCAUCUACCAGCAACUGCCUUCAUCAUACCAGCAAACACAACCACUGUAAACCUUCCAACAAGCACCUUAGAAAUCCAACGAUUCCCCCGGGACCCCCAGAAAAACAUGGGGACAGAGAGGCAAAGAGAGGGCACAGGAAGUGAACCUAUCACAGCAACAGUCAUCCCACAGAUCAGUGGUGUACAGACCUGCAACACCAUCCGGGUUCUGGAAUGGAAAGAUGGAGUGGCCACUCUUCCUGGAAGCAACCUAAGGUUUCAGAUAAAUGAAUAUGGGACAUUGAAGGUGGUCAGUGCUGACAAGCUGUCACCUCCAGAGCCCCUGAAGGAUUGCCAUCCAGAAAGAGAAGGAGAUAAUGUAGUGGCACCCAUCAGCAAGGACAAUCUCACUGUGGCUCAAGAUUCAGAUGUUCCUGAAGCUUCAAAGCUUCCAGCUGUGGACAGUCUGUUCCAUUGUAGUACAUGUGGCCGGAGAACCAUUUCAGGAUCAGCCCAGGAAGGCAGGGGGUUUUGCAACGAGAACUGCCACCGGCAAUUCAAAGAAAGAUCUGUCAUUGUGGAGAACUCUUCUGGCAGCACUAACUCCACUGAAAUUCUCAAACCAGUGAAGAAGCGGAGGAGGAAAGAUUAUCAAAGUCCUUCUGAGGAGGAAGAGGAAGAGGCUGAGCAAAUGGCAAUUAAACAGGAGGAGACAAAUGGGUCUGGAGGAGAACUUCCAUCUAGCAACAUUGGAAAUGAAGAAUGGAAUGCAAGUGAGCUUGUCUUGAGUGAGGAGAAGACAGAAGGUUGGACCUGGGCAUCUUACUUGGAAGAACAGAAAGCCACUGCUGCUCCUUUAAAUCUAUUUCAUGAACAUCAGUUGGUUGGUCACCACAAGAAUGGUUUCAAGGUGGGGAUGAAGCUGGAAGGGAUUGAUCCCCAGCACCCCUCCAUGUACUUUAUUCUCACAGUGGCUGAGGUAUGUGGUUACAGGAUGCGCCUUCAUUUUGAUGGCUACUCUGAAUGUCAUGAUUUCUGGCUGAAUGCCAACUCUCCUAACAUUCAUCCUGCUGGAUGGUUUGAGAAAACAGGACACAAACUCCAGCCUCCCAAAGGAGGUUUAGGUUAUAAAGAAGAUGAAUUCAACUGGGCCAGCUAUCUGAGGAUAACCAAAGCUCAAGCAGCUCCCAAGCAUCUCUUUGUGACCCCGGACAGUAAUGCUGCUCCCACAGGAUUCCAAGUCGGCAUGAAACUAGAAGCAGUGGACCGCAUGAAUCCUUCUUUGAUAUGUGUUGCCACAGUGACAGAUGUGGUGGACAAUCGCUUUUUAGUGCACUUUGACAACUGGGAUGACACAUAUGACUACUGGUGUGACCCCAGCAGCCCCUAUAUCCACCCAGUUGGUUGGUGUCAGAAGCAUGGAAAACCCCUCACUCCUCCGCAAGACUACCCUGAUCCUGAGAACUUCAGCUGGGAAAAAUAUUUAGUGGAAACAGGUGCUUCAGCAGUGCCAACUUGGGCCUUUAAAGUGAGGCAACCACAUGGUUUUCUGAUCAAUAUGAGGUUGGAGGCAGUGGAUCGAAGGACGCCUGCCCUGAUCCGAGCAGCUUGUGUAGAAGAUGUAGAAGACUACAGAAUAAAGGUCCACUUUGAUGGCUGGAGCCAUAUCUAUGACUUCUGGAUUGACGCAGAUCACCCAGACAUUCAUCCUGUGGGAUGGUGUUCAAACACUGGACAUCCAUUGCAGCCUCCUCUCAGGGCAAAGGAAUCAGUGUCUUCUGCCAAUGGGAGCUGCCCAUCCUUGGCCUGCAAGACCCUCCCCACCACCAAGAGCUCCAAAUACAGCUUUCACAGAAAAUGUCCAACACCUGGUUGUGAUGGUUCUGGUCAUGUAACGGGGAGGUUUACAGCUCACUACUGCAUCUCAGGGUGUCCCCUUGCAGAGAAGAACCAGGGAAGAGUGAAGGCUGAUCUCUCAGAUACAGAAAACUCUGUUAGAAAGAGAAACCUCAUUGGCUUUUCCCAGCGGAAGAAAUCACGACACCAUGGAAGAGGACGGCCUCCAAAAUAUCGGAAAAUCCAGCAGGAAGACUUCCAGACCAUUUCUUCAGAAAAUAUGCACCAGUCCCUCUUCAUGUCAGCCUUGUCACCACACCCAGACCGUUCCCUGUCUCUCUGUUGGGAACAGCACUGUAAACUCCUGCCAGGUGUGGCUGGGAUCACAGCUUCCACUGUGGCCAAAUGGACCACUGAUGAGGUCUUUAGCUUUGUACAGACAUUGACAGGUUGUGAGGACCAAGCAAAACUCUUCAAAGAUGAGAUGAUUGAUGGUGAGGCAUUUCUUCUGCUGACUCAAACUGACAUUGUGAAGAUCAUGAGUGUCAAACUUGGUCCAGCACUUAAAAUCUACAAUGCCAUCCUCAUGUUCAAAAAUGCCGAUGACACCUUAAAGUGAGCCACCCAGAGCAGCAUUUGACUUUCCUUCACAAGGAAGAUGCCAGCCUCUCUUUGUCUAUCUUGUGUCAGCAGACUGGAGAUUUUUCUGACUGCUGCAGCUGUAAAGUCCUGCCAACAUGCUCUCUUUGAGUCUUCGUUCUUGUUUACAUGCCAAAACCAUCCCGUCUGUCUUCCUCACUUCUCUUACCAGCCUUUCUGAACACUUCCCUGUCCAUGUCCAAUGGUGGAACUCUGGCAUUGGUUUGCCUGAUCCUACAAAAACCUGCCAAGAAGUACUCCUGGUGGUUUUAGAAGCACAUGGCAUGGUUUUGAAACUGCGGUUGCUAUUGGAUUUAAACCGCCUUAGUUUUAACCCUUCAGAUCUGACUGCCUGUGCAUUCCUACAUUAUUAAAUGUGCCUGGAUUUACAUGAUGACAUACAGAAGGCAAAUGUCUAUAUCAAUAUUCAUCACCACUACAUCCAGAUCCGCAACUUCAAGCAGCAUCAUGAAGCAUUUCUGAACUCUGAUGCUUCAGGGAAAAGAUCAAUCACUAACUAACAUGGAUUAGACCAUGAACCUGGUAGAGGGCAGAUUAUCUAUAUCUAGGGGCUUGUUCCUUCCAAGGCAGGCUAUUUGGACUAACUAUUCUGUAGAUAUAACCCACUCUUAACAAUUUUGGGUUUAUUGCUGCUAUGAAAACAGUUUGGUGCUCACAAUUUGUAAACUCACAAUAUUGCCAUGUUAGUUGGAGGGCGAGUAGAUCAAAGUAAUACUGUUUCUUGCUUUAGCCUCUGUUAGUUCAGUCCUUUAGCUCUGCAUGGUGCAUUUUUCCCUAGAGUGUGCCAAGAAAAGAAAAGAAAUAAUGGAUUAGAACUUGACAAAAAGCAACCUAAAAAAUAGCACUGGUACUUCAUAUCUAGUAAAAGUAUUCCUUCCCUUCAUGGAAGGAAUAACUGAUGUUAGGAAAAGAUAACUAACUUCAUCCAGCCUGUUGGACUGUCAUGUGAUGUAUCAGUUGAAAAAGAUUCUGCACAAUGCAGCAGUUCAUAGAUUCUCUGUUCUGAUUUGACUGGCCCUUUCCCCAGCAAACCUGAUUUAUUCAGUUUGUGCCAAAUGUUUACAUUCAGCUACUUGACAAUGUCCCUUGAACACAUAAUUUAGAAACUGUUCUUUUUUAAAAAGUCAGGUGGUUGUGUAUUCGUUUUUAAACUGCAUGAAUAGAAAUUAUAUUGGUGUGAUCAUUCACUUUCAAGUCAUCAAGAGUUCUGCUGUUGGCUACAAAAAUGUUUUUUAAAUAUAUAUAUAUACUGAAUAUUCAUGCACUAGCACAGGAUGUGUUGGUGAGCCACUUUAGCUGUGCUGUGGCCAUGUAGGCUAAGAGGAAGGUUGAAUUCCAAAUCCAGUUUUCUCAUUGGACAGUGUUAAGGAUAAGGGGAUGAUUUUGGGUAGCAGGUUGCAAAAUAUCAAAGUAAGAAGUGUUCUGUUAAUUUUUUUAUUUUUUUUAUUGUCUUUGCUUUGGGAAUGGAGGUGGAGGAGCCAUAUCAAUGUUCCACCUCAGGUGCCAAAGUAUGUUGGAAUUGACCUUGUUGAGUUGAGCAGUCUUCUAAUCUCAAAAGCUCUAGGAUUUGGUUUCUGCAUCUGUUCUUCCCAUUUGUCCUUAUAUCACAAUGAGGACCUCAUUAUGGUUCUAUAUAGUAUAAUCAUUAAACAGAGGAGAGAUAACAAUAAGGCUAAGGCUUCCAUGGCUAAGUAGGGAUUUGGGCCUAGUUCCUUAGAUCCAAACAAAACCCACAGUUAACUAGUGCUUUGCCUAUAAUUUUCCACAUGUGGUGCUCCUUUGAACCAUUAGGAUUUUUCUUUGUUCUUCUUUAGCCUGUGAAGGCAGGGGCAGACUUUCUUAAUCGUAUGUAUACUAGCAUAAUUUCUCAUAUAGUAACAUGAUCUGUGAAGUCCACCUUUUAUGUUUAGAUCAUGCAAAGCUUCCUAUGGAAAUGCAUUAUUUUGAUUCUGGUGUGAGUAAAUACUUAGUGAUAUUUGGUUUUCCCUUUUCAGUGUUUUAGCCACUUGCUAUUCAAGAGAAACUUGUAUUUUAGUUUCUCACUUUCUUUCUGUCAUGCUGCGCUUUUGUUUUUAAACAGGUUUUGCCCUGAAUUCAAGAUAUUUGUUGAGCAUCACCAUAUGUUUAUUUUUUGGGAGGAAUAAAAUUUUGCACUUUUGAUCCAUUCUUUCCAAAAGUUGCAGUUAAUUUGUGGUGCCAAACUAUCCCAAUAUCCAAAGAAAUGUUAUUUUAGCCAACCAGAAAGAAAGAAGAAAAUAUUCUUUUGUGACUUUUUGUGUGUGUGACACUAGAGCAAAGGACUGCAUUUAUGACUCUGUGGAUUUUGUGCUUCCCUGUUCAAGUAAAAUUAACUUUCUCUUGGGUCCUUUACACUGAACUGCAGCAGGUGGCCACUUGGGGGCCUCAGUGCCAAAUGUUAUUAAUGUUGAACAAUCUGCUCUAGAUUUAUUCUGCAUCCCCUUUCUCUUUCAUUUUUGUGAAUGUUAGAGUUAUUUAUGUGCCGAUUCAUUUACUUAUGUAUUUCGGCUAAUUCUGUACCACACUUGAGCAAAGAGCUUCCAGGGCUAUUGAGCAAACUGAAUUGGACUUGCAAUAAGAAUGGAGUCUAGAUAGCACUUUGCUCCCAUUAGCCUUGAAUUCUUCCAAAAUAAAACUAUCCUUACUGGAAGUGAGUAUAAAAUGGAAAGGGAGAAGGGGAGGAGAGAUUUUAAUUUAUGAGAGUAUGCAUACAGAUUUUGAGCAAAAUGGAAACUCAGUACUCCCAUUGGUUUCUGUUAUCCAUUAUCAGAAGUGUUCAGUCUCAGACCACUUGGUCUGUUGAGACACUGAAUCUGUUAAUUAAUCCAAACUAUACGAUACAGUUGAAUAGAUUCUCAGAGGCUAUUUACAUUUAGACUGUGGUUAGAAUCUUUUCUAGGAAGGAAUCAAAUUUAAAGGCAAAAUUUACAUGUGGUUCUAUAAGAAAGUUAAAGUUAAGAUCUAUUUCCUCAUAUUUACUUUUUUUUGCCACUGUUGCUCUGGCACACUCAUUCUGGGAUUUGGUAGCUGUCAGAAGAAGAGAAGGAAGGCAGCUGGAAAAUCUUUGCCAUCCCCAGUGGCAGGGCUGAUGAAGAGCUCUGCCAGAAGGCUGAGAUAAUUCCUGCCAGUCUAAAUACAUCAUACUAGCUUAUGGGGCUUGUUGAUCUGACAGUUCCUGAUACAGCAGCUCCUUGCAUACAUUGUCCUUGUACAAUAAUAAUAAUAAAUUUUAUUUAUAUACCACUUUUCCGCAGAUCAAAGCGGUGUACAAACAAUUAAAAAACCAUUAAAACAUUGCAUAAAAUAGAUAAAAUCCCAUAAUAAAACCGUGCAAUCAUAAACAUUUUAAACACAAUCGUUCACAUUCAGGGGUAAGCGUAGGGAAUCGAUGGCAACAGAGUAGGCAGCUUCAUUCUUCAGGGGGGGAAGACUUGACAAAAAAGAAAAGUUUUAAGCCUCUUUUU